AGAGAUUCGUACUCACGAUAAUCACCUCAAUCAACUCAACUUACCCUAAACUUUCAACAUGGAGUCCACAAAACCUUCGUCAAUUGACUUUGUAACAGUCAAGACAACACUUCCCGUUUAUCCACUUCCACCCAAUCAUGAACGAAGCACUUUUCGAUCAGAACGUCUAUCAAUGCGUCAUAUGACUGAGGAUGAUUUCGGGUUUCUUCGAGCUCUUCGCACAGAUCCAGAUGGCAUGAAAUGGUCGUCGCAAGGAGGUCCCGAUAUUGAGAUGGAACAAACUGAAAAGAGCCUGAGUCUUCGCCUACCUCCAAAGGAUGUCGAGAGGCACGAUUGGGUCAUCUCACUUAUCGAGACUGGUGAGCCCAUAGGAUUAGGAGGCACCUGCGUAUGGUCGAGUGAACUAGGCUGGCCCGCUCUGGGAUAUAUCUUUCUGAAAGAGCAUUGGGGCAAAGGCUAUGCGUCUGAGUUUAUGAAAGUCUACCUCGAUAAGUGGUGGUCGCUGCCAAGGAACGAAGUUGAGCUCACAGUGGACAAGAACACAGUUCUUGAAGAGGACGGCGAUGUCAAACAGGAGUGCAUCUCAGCCGUCACAAUGAGCGAAAACGCCCCGAGUCAAAACGUCCUUAAAAAGGCUGGUUUCGAAUUUGUGUCGUCGUGGAUGGAAGCUGAUACCAAAGACGAGUCUCAAGAACUGACCCUACAUGGGUUUGUUGCUCGCAAGGGAAAGGUUGCCGUUUAGCCAAGCGAGGUCGACAACCGAAUAAGGAUAUAACAGAGGCCCUUUGACCAAUCGGUCUGAUCCGAGAACGAGGGUCUUUGGUCAAUAACGAUGCGGGAAAUGGACAAGGACGCGACCGGACAUCUCAGGAAGUCCGUGAGAGUUUCCGGGUCCGGACGGGGUUCCACUUUUCGCCGAUAUAUAUGACGAUGACUUCAGCAGCAUCAACUCAUUGUA
Messenger RNA from Fusarium oxysporum Fo47, 958 nucleotides. RefSeq names its product GNAT domain-containing protein. The transcript has a single exon. The coding region runs from base 59 to 742 and encodes 227 amino acids. NCBI's taxonomy places the organism in Eukaryota, Fungi, Ascomycota, Sordariomycetes, Hypocreales, Nectriaceae. Gene Ontology annotation, molecular function: acyltransferase activity, transferring groups other than amino-acyl groups. The record is from RefSeq and is a predicted model, not a curated record.